This is a messenger RNA of Durio zibethinus, 396 nucleotides long. RefSeq names its product protein DOG1-like 4. Gene Ontology annotation, molecular function: sequence-specific DNA binding. The record is from RefSeq and is a predicted model, not a curated record. NCBI's taxonomy places the organism in Eukaryota, Viridiplantae, Streptophyta, Magnoliopsida, Malvales, Malvaceae. Gene Ontology annotation, biological process: DNA-templated transcription.
AGAGAAAGAGAUAAGCGGGAAGAUGGCAAACCAUCAAGAGACGGUAGCAGACUCGUCCAUGGUUGAGUUAUCUCAGAUGAUGAGGAGCGGGGAUGGAGAAGGUGUUGGAGUUGAGAAGGAGAGAGUGGAGUCAGCCGUGGAGUCCAAGGAGGAAGGAUUGAAGGAGAUGCUGCAAAGGGCAGAUGAUCUGAGGCUGAAAACACUGAAAGCUGUGAUUGACAUGUCGAGUCCAAUCCAGGGUGUGCAUUUUCUGAUAGCUGCUGCUGAGCUGCAUCUAACGAUUCAUGACAAUCAUCAUAAUCGUAACAAUAAUACUGCUACAGCAAACCCAAUAGCACCGGCAACCAAAGUGGCAAAAACUAGAGUGAGCUAGCUAGCUGCUUUUUCUCCUUCAUC